Colletotrichum gloeosporioides is the source of this 1299-nucleotide messenger RNA. RefSeq lists its product as uncharacterized. The coding region runs from base 1 to 1299 and encodes 432 amino acids. The transcript has 7 exons. NCBI's taxonomy places the organism in Eukaryota, Fungi, Ascomycota, Sordariomycetes, Glomerellales, Glomerellaceae. The record is from RefSeq and is a predicted model, not a curated record.
AUGAGGAAAUCCCACCUCCUCGCGGCGUUGGCUGCCAGCGCGAGAAUGGUGAACGGGUUUGGCUAUUCGAGCUAUCCAAACUGCGCAGUUCUCUGUGUGAUGGACGCAUUGCCAAGGUCGCCAUGCCGCGCGCUCGACGCCGCUUGCCUCUGCGCCGACACCACUUUCACGCAUAUGGUCGCGCCUUGCAUCAAGGCGAACUGCACAAUGGCAGAAAGUCUGGAAUCCGUGAGAGUUUCGGCAAAUGCCUGUGGGGUGACAGUUACGGACAACACAGCCCUUCCGCGAUAUCUCACUGGCAUACUGUUUGCAUUGCCAACUGUGUUCAUUGGCACCAGAAUACUCAACAAAGUCUUAAAUCCUCUUCCUUGGGGGGCAGAUGAUUUCAUGGCGAUCACUGGAUACGUCAGUUGGCCCACUACUAUGAGCUCCGGGACUUUACUGAUGCAGACAGCGCAGGUUUGCACUAUUCCUUUGGUGCCCUUGAUUUAUCGAUCCUUGAAUAUCGGUCUCGGAAAUCCUAUUUGGACAGUUACGCCCACCAAGAUGGUGGAAUUCCUUCAGAUGUUGUUUGCGACACAAAUUCUUUAUGUUGUAGGGCUCAUGACCCUCAAAGCAUCAGUGCUGUUCUUCUUUCUUCGAAUUUUCCCCACACGCGGCUUCCGAAAGAUCAUUUGGGCCACCCAUGGCCUCAACUUUCUCGUCGGAUUCAUUUACAUAAUCCUGACCUUUGCGCAGUGCCGACCCCUUUCACUGUAUUGGACAGGGUGGGAUAAGAAUGCGAGCUACAAAAACGAGAGAUGCCUCGACUUCAACAAAUUCAUCUUAUCACACGCCAUCCUCAACAUCAUCCUGGACGUCUGGAUGCUGAUUCUGCCAUUGACGCAGCUUUACAAGCUGAAUUUGAUUUUGCGGAAAAAGAUUGGAGUCAUGCUGAUGUUCAGUGUGGGGUUGUUCCUUACUGCUGUCAGUGCUAUCCGGAUCCACACAAUGGUCCGCUUCAUGACCGAUAGCAACGUAACAUCUCAAGCACUUUGGGUCUAUGUCUGGACGUUCACCGAGCUCUGCGUCGGCGUAUUUGUAGCGUGCAUGCCAAACGCCGGUCAACUGUGGAGAACACUGUUCAUGAAGCCAAAGGCCAAGGCGAUCGGAGAAUCCAAAUCCAGACGACACUCUGCGUAUGGAGCAGAGAUGGUCUCGUUACCGGAACAGAGUCAGAAGCAAAGAGAAAAUUCGGUCGCGUCAUGCAGUGAGGGAUCAGAAAACGCUGUGCCGCAGUCUAAUCACUCGCCCGUCUGA